AUGUCCAGUAAAUUGGCUUUUUUGUCCUUACUUUUGCUUUUACUGUUUCCAUACAUUACUUCUACGCUGUCAAAGUCCAAUCCUAAAGGCACUCACAACAGCGAAGAUUACGACGAUGAAGAAGGUGAAGAACGGCAAGAACGGAAGCAGAAAAAGUCCAAGCUGAUGGAAUAUUCCCAUCAUGUUCAGGUGGGUCCAAUAAUACACCCUUUUUUUCUUUAUUGUUUAGGAGAUCUGUAGAAAAUCCAAUAGUUUUCCAAAAACUGUCACAGACGUCAAGAAUAAUAAAUAUUUUUUAAGGAUGAGGAAUCUCUGCAAGAUAUUCUUGGAAAUCACAACCACCUCGACACCGACGACUCUAAAACGUCGUUUAUUAAGCUUGCUUAUGUCACUCCAGUGAGUUAUUUAAUCUUGUUUUAUUCUUGUUUUAGUGGAAUAACCAUGGAUAUGACGUCGCUAAGUGGGCGGCAAAGAAGUUCACGCACAUUGCUCCAGUUUGGUUCCAAUUUACGCCGAAGUUGUUUGGUAAUGAUCUGGCAUGUGAAAUCACUGGUCAACACGACAUUGAUCAAAGUAAAGUUGAUUUUUCUCACUUUGAUUGUGAUUUUAGAUUGGAUUGAUGAUAUACGGUUGAACAACACAGCCAUGAAGAUUGUUCCUCGCUUUUUAUUCGAAGUCAAAGAUUCAAAAUUGGCUCAGAAAUUCUUGAAGGAUCAGAAGGCGCAGAUCAGGUGUGUCGACGCUAUGGAUUCGUUGUUAAAGGUGAGAUUUGGUAAUUUUGGUACUUUACAUAUACCAUGAAGGUUUUUAAAAGCAAUUUGCAGAAAAUGAGGGCUGAUGGAUUAGUUCUGGAGGCGUAUUUGCAAAUUCUUUCUAGUACAAAGUCCCAAGAAGGUAUUCAACUGGGCAUAGACUUUAUUGGGAGAGCUGGAAGGCGUUUUAAGAAGCACAAUAAAAUCAGUAUUGUCCCGUUGACUCCUCCGGUUUCUGAUAAGUAAGUUUUUUGCAAUUGGUGGAGGCGAAUCGCGGUCUACACUUCUACACGCAGAAGUUUCUAAUGCUCGUAAUCUACAGAGUUGAGUAAAAGAAGUUGAUAUGUUGCUUGUUUCAGUGGCCCCAUUUUCAACGCGGAGAUCAUUGCUCCCCUCUGCAAAGACGUCGAUUACAUCAAUUUGAUGACCUAUGAUUAUAUUGGCCAACAAUAUCCUGGCCUGGCUCCAGCUCCGUGGAUCCUCGUCAACCUCGAAUUCUUAAAGGAAAUUGAUGAAAGUUUCUUGGCGAAGACACUACUUGGCGUCAAUUAUUAUGGAGCUUGCAAAGAUGGAGGGAUUCAACAUGUUUUCGGCCAAAGCGCGGUAGAUUUGGUUGAAGAAUCUGAGAUUUUGGCGUGGGAUGAGGAAACGAAACAACAUAUCAUCGAACUGGAAGACAGAGUUUGCUCGAUCCCGACCAAGAGAAAUCUGGAGGCUCGGUUGGAAAUUGUGGAAGAAUAUAAUUUGCCAGGGAUCGCCAUUUGGGAUCUGGGGCAAGGGUUUGAUCAUUUCACGGAGGUACUGUAG
This is a messenger RNA of Bursaphelenchus xylophilus (pine wood nematode), 1559 nucleotides long. Lineage: Eukaryota; Metazoa; Nematoda; Chromadorea; Rhabditida; Aphelenchoididae. The record is from the annotation of a GenBank genome assembly.